This is a messenger RNA of Aspergillus terreus NIH2624, 468 nucleotides long. RefSeq lists its product as uncharacterized. NCBI's taxonomy places the organism in Eukaryota, Fungi, Ascomycota, Eurotiomycetes, Eurotiales, Aspergillaceae. Bases 1 to 468 code for a protein of 155 amino acids. The transcript has a single exon. The record is from RefSeq and is a predicted model, not a curated record.
AUGGACGGCCGAUCUCACCCCCUCAGAAACGGCCCCUCCCAAGCGGCAACCGUCCUGUCCUCUACAACCACCACCACCACCACCACCGCGAUGGCCCCAUCCCACCCGUUGAACCUGGCCUCCAGCCAUCCCGCGAACCCCUUCCUCUCCGGCACCAGCAUACACCAUCCUCCCACCGCGCCCUCCCAGAUCCAGAUCCAGACGCAGCCACACGAGGAGCACGACCUCCGACGGGGCUCCCUCGCCAACCCAUCCUCCCAGAACCCCAGCGCCAGCACCGGCCGGCCCGAAGACUCGCAGAAUACAGACCAGCCGCCGCCAUUUGAGACCUACCCGCAUGCGAUCGCCGGCGGCGGCGGACCGACAGCCACGGCGCCGUUCCUGCGGGACUUUAGUCUCGUGGCGGAGGCGGCCAAACGGGCGCAGAUGUCGAUCGUGAUGCGGGAUCUGGAGAGCGUGACUCUAUAG